AUAAAAGCCUAGCAAAUGAUAUCAAGAUGGCAAAAAUCUUAUUCAUUUUUUCUGUUAUUCAGUCAAAAAUGUCAAUCUGUUUUGUACUUUGCAGAGUCUUUAGACAGUGAUCAGAGUGAUAAAAAAGACAAGAAGAAAGAAGAAGCACCCCCACCCCCUACCAAAGGGGUUUACAUCUUCCCCAAUGGAGACAGAUAUGAUGGAGAAUACCAGCAUGGUAGUGACGGUUCACUGGAGCGGAACGGUUACGGUGUCCACACCACGACGGACGGGUCCGUGUAUGAGGGGGAGUGGAAAGGGGACAAGAUGAAUGGGAGGGGCAAGCUCACCCACCCUUCAGGCGCGCUGUACGAGGGAGAGUUUGUCAACAAUCAGUUUCACGGCCAAGGAAAAUACACUUGGAAGAACAAUUCAUUUUACGAAGGACAGUUCAACGAAAAUAAAAUGGAAGGGACCGGUCAGUUUACGGACACUGAGGGACAGAUGUGGACAGGAACGUUCCGCUACAAGGCCGCCCCGGGACUCAGAUUUGAACUCAAGAUGAACUAACUCUACCCCUGUGUGUGUAUGAAAGGCUUGAUCACUCCUACUCAUUUAUUGUUUGAGGUUUAUAU
Molecule: messenger RNA, 614 nt
Organism: Magallana angulata
Lineage: Eukaryota; Metazoa; Mollusca; Bivalvia; Ostreida; Ostreidae
Product: MORN repeat-containing protein 2-like
Exons: 4
Coding region: 16-549 (177 amino acids)
Source: RefSeq, a predicted model, not a curated record